GAUAUAGGGUAGAUGUCCGUCUGUCCAACCGAAACAUCUUCUGUAGUGCACUAGACAUGAACUCACACGUGUAAACUCUCUUUCUUCCAUUCGUCUGAGUUUCCUCCUCCUUCAAGGCUGUCAGUCAGUGAGAGGGAAAGAGAAAGGGAGAUUUUCUUGGAGGAGAUACAGGAAGACGUGUAGAGGGAGGUUUCUAUGAAAGGGCAGGGGAAGAUGGUGUUGAACUCUAGACUGAAGUGGGUCGGUCUGGUUGGGCUCGUGCUAUCCGCUUUUUCUCUCUUCAUUCACUUUUUGCUUGCCAGAUUCACUGAGGAUGGCGUUAUAGAGUACCAGUCUUCAAUCACUGUCUUCUCCUGGAGACCCAUCUUUGAGAGUGCAAAUUUUCCCAGAACUAGUCCAAUGUAUAGGAGACUAUGGGGUCCAAUACGGCAUCUUGAAUCUUUGCAUCCCGACGCAAACCCCAGAGGAAACUAUGCUGUAACAGAUCCCAGUUCGCAAACAAAUGGCUUUAUCUUUGUCCGAAUACGAGGUGGUUUCCAUGAGAUCAGGAAUUCGAUUUGUGAUGUGGUUGCCGUUUCCCGGCUUCUUAAUGCUACCUUAGUAAUUCCUGAGAUCCAGUCAACUACAAGCAGCAAGGGCAUCAGCUCUGAUUUCAAGAGUUUUGCUUACCUGUACAAUGAGGACCAGUUCAUGGCAGCCUUAGCAAAAGAUGUCAACAUUGUGAAAACCCUUCCCAAAAAUCUCAAAUGGGCAAGGAGAAAGAAGGAAAUUCCAAGUUUCAAAGUGCCUUACUCGGCUUCACCAUACUAUUAUCUGAAUCAAGUUCUCUCAGUAUUGAAGAAGCAUUCAGUGGUUGAGCUAGUUGUACCUGAAGGUGGCUGCUUGCAGGCCAUCCUUCCACCUGAACUUGAACACAAUGAAGAGCUACAAAGGCUGAGAUGUAGGGUUGCUUUCCAUGCCCUUCAGUUUAGGCAGGAGGUCCAGGAACUUGCCACUAAAGUUUUAUUUAGGUUACGGGCUCCUGGACGGCCAUUUAUAGCCUAUGACCCUGGGAUGACUAGAGAUGCUCUAGCACAUCACGGUUGUGCUGAACUCUUCCAGGAUGUACAUACAGAGCUCAUCCAGCACAAAAGGUCUUGGAUGAUAAAACGGGGGAUCGUCGAAGGGAAGCUACGGGUGAAUUCAGCUAAGCAACGCCUUAGUGGUUCUUGUCCACUAAUGCCAGAAGAGGUUGGUAUUCUUCUCCGUGCGCAUGGAUACUCAUGGGACACAAUAAUAUAUGUAUCUGGAGGAGAAGUCUUCGGUGGCCAAAGGACAUUGAUACCUCUUCAUGCUAUGUUUGAAAAUGUUGUUGAUAGGACUUCCCUUACGACUCCUUGGGAGCUUAAUAGGCUUUAUGGUCAUGAGGCUAAUAUUAUUACCAGUUCUCCUAGAACUCCCCCUCCAAUUGAGAAAGAGAUGAAGCAUGAAGCAUGGAAAACCUCAGGGCCACGUCCUCGCCCGCUUCCACCACCUCCAGCGCGGCCAAAGUCAUAUAACAUUGAAGGUUGGUGGGGUUGGGUGGCUGAGAGUGAUAAUGAACCAGAAAGUACGGUGAUGGAGUUGCGGACUAAUGCCCAUAAAUUGCUAUGGGAAGCAAUUGACUAUGUGAUUGGCCUUGAAGCUGAUGUGUUCAUCUCUGGAUUUGAUCGUGAUGGCAAUGGACGGCCAAAUUUUGCCAGCCUGGUAAUGGGGCACAGACUCUACCAGUCAGCUGCAUUGAAAACAUAUAGGCCAGACAGAAAAGAAGUUUCAAAGCUUUUAGAAGAAAUCCAUGACCAUCUAUAUCAUGCAAACCAUACUUGGCUAAAAUCGGUGCGCAAGCAUAUGAGAAAGAGAUUGCUUGAUGGACUCAUAGAAGCAUCCACCAAAUCCAAACCAUUAUCUUUUCUAUCUCAUCCAGUCCCCGAAUGUUCUUGCCUGAGGUAUGACUCUAACGAAACAUCAUUUCAUGCUUCAAGCCCUUCACCUCAGUCACAAGUUCAGGCAGCUCUUAGAGUUGUGCAUCGAUGCCCUGCUUGGAUGGACAGUGAUUUGAUAUUGCGGUCAAAAGACAAGGAUAAUGAAGAGGAUCUUGAUGAAGAUGAUUCCACAUCAUCUGGAUUGUUUUUUCGGCGUAGUGGUGAAAAUCAUGAAAGUGGAGGUGGGGAUUCAAACAACAAAGAGGAAGCUCAAUUGGAUGAUCUAGAGGAGCUUGAGGGUGGGGAAAGAUAAUGAGAGGUGAAAUGAGUUCCAGUAAUGGCCCCUUUGCAUGCCCAUGACAUCUAAUCCUCUCAAUCUGUAUCUGUAUAUGAAGAUAAUUCACUUGCCUAGUCCCAUAGAGUUUGGAAUUUAUUCCUGGCUUCAGUUUAACAAGACAAGCAAUCUUUCUAACUGUGGCUCAAGAACAUAAUGAGGUGGGCACUUUUAGUUCGGCUCAUGUCAGUUCAGAUAUCUAGGCUCUGGUAUUAUGAAGCACUUUUACAUAGUAUUGGAUAUAGCUUAUUCCAAUCCGUAUGAGGGAUAGCGGCCUUAAUUUCUUUAAUUAUGUAGCCAAACAAACAAUUUUGAUGUAACUUAGCAUGUCUUCUCUGGAAAAUCAAUGUCAAGAACGAACUUGUUUAUUGUAGGAUUCCUGUAGCUCUAGAAAUUCAGACUCUAUUCUAAAGAUGUAAUGUGGUCAAGAACUGAUCAAAAUAGGCGUUUGCUUUUGAUCUAUGAUUACAUAUAUCUUUAUUAUUUCCAUUCAA
Molecule: messenger RNA, 2768 nt
Organism: Juglans regia (Persian walnut)
Lineage: Eukaryota; Viridiplantae; Streptophyta; Magnoliopsida; Fagales; Juglandaceae
Product: O-fucosyltransferase 27-like
Exons: 10
Coding region: 196-2253 (685 amino acids)
Cellular component (GO): endosome; Golgi apparatus; trans-Golgi network
Source: RefSeq, a predicted model, not a curated record